GUGAAUAAUAAUAGGACUGAAAAAUGAAAUUCACAAAAACUCAAAUAUUUUUUUUUUUUUAAAAAAUUGGAAUGUUAGCAGAUCAGUGAAAAUCAAUACACCCAUCGGCAUGAGCAAGUGCCGCGUCAAUCUCACGCUUCUGGAUUCGACCACUGAAACUCACUCUCGUCUUAGAGCUUUCAUGGCCAAAAUUAGAUCUGGGAAACGAGACUUGCAUACUUACACCAUUAGAGGCACGGAUGAAGUUGUUAAAGCUGGAGACUGUGUGUUGAUACGUCCUCCGCCAGAAAAGAGCAGUGCUCCUCCAGGUGUGGCACAUGUGGAGGGAAUUGAAGCCGAUGAUAGUGACAAUGUGAAACUGCGAGUUAGGUGGUACAACCGCCCUGAGGACUCAUGGGGAGGGCGGAGGGAGUUUCAUGGGGCAAAAGAGCUAUUCCUUUCAGAUUGCUAUGAUCUCCAAUGUGCCAAUGCUAUUGAAGGGAAGUGCACUGUUCACACCUUCAAGGCCUAUGUUAAUAAACUGCCAAAUGUGGGGCCAAAGGAUUUUUAUUAUCGGUUUGUGUAUAAAGCUGCAACCGGUACCUUUGUACCCGACUCAGUCAUAGUGUAUUGCAAGUGUGAGCUUCCUUAUAAUCCAGAUCAGUGGAUGAUACAAUGUGAGGAGUGCAAGGACUGGUACCAUCCUUCAUGUGUGGGCAUGUCUGUUGAGCAGACAAAAGAACUUGAUCAGUAUGUUUGCUCUGAUUGUGUAUCUGAUCAGAAUGUGAAUAACCUUGAGGACACAGAGUCUUCUUCUUCAACAAUAACUAAUUAACAGGUAGGAUGAAGACUGGCCAAAGCUAAUGAAGAAUGGGGGAUUCUUAUUAGUUAUACCCUUGGGAGCGUGUUUUUUUUUUUAAUUUUGUGUAGAGAAAUGGAAUGUCAUAUCUUCUCUACGUUAACCUGGUUAGUUAUGGUCGCAUGCAUGAAUUAUGCUGUAAUCCAGUAAUUUUGUCAUUUUCUUAUUACUGCUCAUUUAUAUCUUGGAUAUACAGUAUAGUUCCUGCCUUUUAACAUCUGGUACAUUAAUUGCAAUCAGUUAUAAAUGACUCGGUUCUGGUCGGGUUAGUAUCAGUAAGUCUGGUUUUGGGUUCUGGUUCGGUUCGGUUUUAAACUGGAUUUGGUUUUGG
Cuscuta epithymum is the source of this 1169-nucleotide messenger RNA. NCBI's taxonomy places the organism in Eukaryota, Viridiplantae, Streptophyta, Magnoliopsida, Solanales, Convolvulaceae. The record is from the annotation of a GenBank genome assembly.